Molecule: messenger RNA, 1677 nt
Organism: Zymoseptoria tritici IPO323
Lineage: Eukaryota; Fungi; Ascomycota; Dothideomycetes; Mycosphaerellales; Mycosphaerellaceae
Exons: 6
Coding region: 1-1677 (558 amino acids)
Biological process (GO): nucleobase transport; transmembrane transport
Cellular component (GO): plasma membrane
Molecular function (GO): nucleobase transmembrane transporter activity
Source: RefSeq, a predicted model, not a curated record
AUGGAGAAACUCAACAGGACUCGCGUUGGUCGCAUCAUCGACAAGACGGCGGUGGACAGCGAGCCGGGUCUCACUGCUGGCCAGCUUAUGCUUGCGAAUCACGACCUGAAGCCUGUCGAGCCUGAACGGCGAACAUGGAGAAGUCGUAACUUUGUCGCUUUCUGGAUAAGCGACAGUUUCAACAUCAACACAUGGAUGAUCUCGUCCGCAAACAUCCUCGCUGGGAUGAGCUGGUGGCAGAGUUGGCUCUGCGUAUGGAUUGGCUACUCCAUCGCCGGUAUCUUUAUCUGCCUUACAGGUCGCAUUGGCGCGAAGUACCAUAUUGCUUUUCCUGUCGUCUGCCGCAGUUCCUUUGGCAUAUGGGGUUCUCUCUGGCCAGUGCUCAACCGUGCCGUCAUGGCGUGUAUCUGGUACGGCGUGCAGUCCUGGAUCGGAGGUACCUGUGUUUACCUAAUGAUCCGUUCGAUCUGGCCGAGUUGGGAUUCCUAUGGUCCAGACGGCAUCAAUAACUCUAUGCCAGCGUCUUCCGGCACCAACACAAGGGACUUUGUGAGCUUCUUCCUCUUCUGGCUGGGCUCGCUGCCAUUCCUUUGGUUUCCGGUCCACAAGAUCAAGCUUCUCUUCACGGUCAAGGCAUACGUUGCACCGGCCGCUGGUAUUGCUUUCUUCAUUUGGGCGAUUGUGAGAGCGAACGGCAUCGGACCAAUCGUCAAGGAACCGGCGGAGAAGUCAGGCGGCGCUCUUGGAUGGGCUAUUGUGACCGGAAUCAUGUCUUCGAUCAGCAACUUUGCGACUCUCAUUGUGAACGAUCCUGACUUCAGUCGCUUCGCACGCAAGCCAUCCGACGCUCUCUGGUCGCAGCUCUUCACGAUCCCGGUCGGCUUCGCUUUGACCAGCUUCAUCGGCAUCAUCGUCUCCUCCUCCAGCAAGGUCAUCUACGGAGAGGCCAUCUGGUCGCCCCUAGAUCUCCUUACCCUGUUCCUCAACGACGACAACGUCAGUGGUGGCACUCGCUUCGGUGUCUUUGUCAUCGCGUUCUCGUUCGUGCUUGCUCAGCUCGGUACCAAUAUUGCUGCAAACUCGAUCUCCGCCGGCACGGAUCUGACUGCCUUACUGCCUCGGUAUAUCAACAUCCGUCGCGGAUCGUACAUUUGUGCGACUAUUGGCCUAGUGAUGUGUCCAUGGCAUUUGCUAUCGUCCUCGAACAACUUCACCACCUACCUUUCCGCGUACUCGGUGUUCUUGUCUAGCAUCGCCGGUGUCAUGAUCUCCGACUACUACUUUGUCCGCAAAGGCUACCUUCAAUCCCGCGACAUCUACAGCUCCCUCAAAUCCGGACCUUACUACUACUACCACGGUGUCAGCUGGCGUGCCUACGCCGCCUAUAUCGGUGGCAUCAUGCCAAAUGUCGUUGGAUUUGCCGGUGCAGUGGGAACGCCCGUGCCCAUUGGUGCAACGUACGUCUACCGUCUCAACUUCUUCACUGGCUUUAUCGCGGCGUCGAGCAUUUACUACUUGCUCUGCAAGAUCUUCCCGAUUCCCGCUACGAGCGAUUACUGGCUCGAGUUGGACGAUGAGGCGCAGGGCACGAGUCUGGUCAUCGGUGUCGAUGGUGGGAGCGAUGAGGAGCAUGGAUAUCCCGAGACGGUGCAUGGGAAGAUGGAUUAUAAGAACUAG